Messenger RNA from Acaulospora colombiana, 542 nucleotides. The record is from the annotation of a GenBank genome assembly. NCBI's taxonomy places the organism in Eukaryota, Fungi, Glomeromycota, Glomeromycetes, Diversisporales, Acaulosporaceae.
AUGCCGGUAUUUGGUGGUGGGUGGACAAAAUUUCAACCAGUUUACGUGUGGGACGUUGCCAUGGCCAUACUUAAUGUGAGCGAUCGCAUUCAAAGAUUUCGAGGAAAGACUUUUGAAAUUGGUGGUCCAACCGUCUAUACUUACAAGGAGAUCAUUAAACUUACCCUGAAUCAAGCGGGUAUAAGGCGUCCCAUCAUAUCGUUACCUUGGUCGGUUGGCUUGUUCCAAGGUUUCUUCCUCGAAAAAUUGCCCCCAAAUUUAUUCACCAUCACCCGCGACCAAAUCAAACUUCUUCAAAAGGACAAUAUAGUAUCCGAUGAUCCCGAUGUACUAAAAUUGAAAGACUUGGGGAUUGAUCCGGCUCCAGCUGAAAAGAUACUGCACACGUACCUUAGAAAACAAGAGAUCACUACACCGAACAAGCGAACUCACCGACCCUUUAACGUAGCGGUCGAAGAUGAAAUCAAGGAAAUUAAAAGGAUUCGGGGAGAGACUUCAAAACAUGCUUUAGAUAAAGAAAAAGAGUAUCAAAAAUUACACGA